AUGCCUCCUGUUGGACGUGGAGGACGAUCAGACACUUCCCCCUGUGGUCACCGAGGGGAGGUGGGAAUGACAGACCGCCCACGCCGUCACUAUCGCUCGCAUUCUUUGCCAACUACAGAUCCGCGCAGUCCUUACUUCAGUCGCUACUGGCAUCAUUCGUCAAGAAGGCCAAGAGAUUUUUUGCGGCAGUCCCCAAGCCUGACUUCCGUCCCCCAGUUCGACGGUGUAAGAAGUUCUCCAAAGAAUACUGUAAGAGAAGAUAAGAGAAAAAAGACCGACAUUCCUGGAUUGAAUCUACUGUUAUCACCAAAUGACCCGAAAGCAGCUACUAUUCAUCAAAACUAUUAUCCAGAGGGAGGUUGGGGAUGGGUAGUACUCGUCUGUGCUCUCAUCUUUGACGUGAUCCUUAGCACUUUGCAUCUGUCGGCUGGUUUUUUGAUUGUGGAAAUCCGAAAUCAGUUUCUGAAAGGUGAAGAGUCAAUACAACCAGUCGCUGUUGCCUCAGUGUUUCUAGGGGUGUCUCAGCUUUUAUCGCCAAUAGUGGUUGCUCUCUGCAAGAAAAAGAGCACUCGUUUGUUGGCUAUAUUUGGAGCAAUCGUGACAUCCUUAGGUUGUCUUUUCACAUCUUUCGCCACCCAAUUACAUCAGGUUUACCUCAGCUACGGAAUCUUUAUUGGAUCAGGGAACAGUUUAGCCCGUGAGACCUCGUCUAUCAUGAUUGGGCAAUACUUCAAAAAAAGACGACAGCAAGUGGAAAUGCUUUCUCUGAUUGGAUAUGGAUUCGGUGUGGCUACCAUGCCUUUACUUUUCAGCUAUUGGGUCAGACUUGUCGGUUGGCGUCGUGGAUUGCAAAUUCUGGCUGGAAUUCAAUGUGUCGUCUCUUUGGUUGCUAUCCUCUUCCGACCUGCAUCACUGUACCAUCCUCAAAGGAGGGCCAUUUUGCACAUAAAGAGUCUCCAAAAAAGGUCUAAGGCAAAGGACAAAUCAUACGUCGUAGAGAAGCGUCCUUUCAUAGACUUUUCAGUUCUCAAUUCGAGAACUGUGCAGAUUCUUGUAAUUGGAUCAGGAAUAACAGCUUUCGGAAUUUCUGCACCAUUUAUAUUUCUGGUCGAGGAAAUGCUUAAAGACAAAAUGAGUAUCAAGAACAUUUAUCACGUGAACAUCUAUUUAGGCUUGGCAUGCGCAGCUGGCUCGGCUAUAUUCGGUUUCAUUGUUAUCCAGAACAGUGCCCAAUGUAUGAUAGCAAAGCAAUAUCUUUGCCAAAGUGCAUUAUUUGUACUUAGUGUCUGGUUGUUGGUUUACCCUACCCUCUCAGGAUACUAUGGAUAUGUCCUGUUUGCUGUCGUCUACGGAAUAUUCUACGGAGGUUACAUCUACACUCUCCGACUGUGUGUUUUUGACAAAGUCAGAGCAAGAAACUUCUCCAGAGCGUGGAGUUUUCUGUUAUGGACUCAAGCAAUUCCGAACGUUAUUGGUCUACCAAUGAUUUACUACUUGAAUGAGGUCUUGGGAAACAAAAGAGGCUAUUAUUUUUCUGCUGCAGUGGUAUUCUUGGGAAGUCUGUUUCUGUUCUUGAUAGACGUCCACAAAUACCAAGCGCAAAAGAAGAAACAGAGAGACAUAGAAGCAAAUGCAGUAGUUCUUGAGGAUCCUGUCCAAAGACCGGAAUCUUCCCAUGAAACCUUAUUUAACGGAGCUAUUCCGAAGAACUACGGCGAUUUGCGAAAGGCCCAAGAAUUGACGUGCAUCUCCGAGGAAAUUCUUGUUGAGAACUACUUGGAGGACUACAUCGAUGAUUGUAUAACAUCUUGCAACAAGGAAGAGAAGUACGUCAUGCUUAGCGAAUUUGAAAACAAUCUUUACAAAACGGAUGAGUCAGUGGAGAGAGAUGGUGCAUCAUGUUCCCAAGUUGAAAUCGUUAUUCCACCAGAAGUGCAAUGUUGCAAUAAGUGCGCCCGUGAGCUCGCUACUUCUGAGAAUACCACUAAUUCCCCCCUAAAAGGGUCGAAUUCCGAUGUCAAAAUCGAUAUUAUUGAAGAACCUACAAUACCUCUAUAAAAUUGGGGUCAUUUUUGGAACUUUGGCUAGUCUCUUGGAAACGGACUUUGAUUGUGGUUAUAUGGAAGUCAGUGUUAGAAUAUCAUUAUUGCAUGAUUUGAUGUUGUGUUUGUAACGAUUUGCCUGCUAAAGAUAUUCUCACCAUUGAAUUAUAGGUUUGCACUUUUAAAAUGAAUGUUUCAAGUUGCACAAGUAUGUGAAUGGGUAGAUGAGGACGUUUAUUUGGCAAUAUUUUUAAGGAAAAUGUAAAAUUUCUUUCGAAUUAUUAUCAAUGCUGAUGAGAUAAAAUAAUGGUUAUUUAAAUCUAAUCUUAAAUGUAAUGAUAUUAUAAUUUUAUCCUUUUUUAUUCAUAAUUUUUUGCCAUUUAUUAAUUUUCCCCCCUUUUCUUUCUUAUGAUCUUUUCUACAUGGAUCAAGCUGGCUCUCGAAUUAUUUAUUAAAAAAAGACAGGAAAACGAAAUGUCCUUUUUUCUUUUUCAGUUGUUACUCAUUUUUUAGAUACUUAAAGUACAAAUAGGACUUAAGCCUAAUUUAAAAUUUGAUUUGAAUAAACAACAAUCAGAGCAUUUUUUUUAAUCUUUAAAAAUUUGUCCAUACCGUUAUUGCUAUUUUUCUGAUACAUAAUAUAUUCACAUCAUCCGUAUCAAUAUAUUUAUAAGGAUGGGUUAAAAUUUCUGGCAAGAUCUGAUACCAUUCCGCCCUGACAAUCUGAUGUUUUUACUAUUGUUAUUAAAACAAUUUUUUCUAAAAUUUUUCUUAAAAGUUAAGAGAUUUUAUCGCUAUGUUUUAAUUAAUUAAAAUUAUCAAGUAACACAGAACCGUUUUGAUACUGAAAGGUUAUAUAUAAUUAUUACCGAUGGUUUCGGAGAAAAAAUUAAAUUUUUCAAAACUAUUUUGUGAAUUUCGUGCGAAAAACAUCGAUAAAACCCAUUCACCCAUUUUUUUUCGAUUAAAGAUAAUUUCAUAUAAUUUUUCUUUUCCUAGAUCUAGCCGAAACGUAGGUUUAUCCUCAACUUUCUAGGAAUUCAAGCCACUCGAAUUAAGUAGUAUCGUGUUGUGAAAGUGUCGUCUUGUGAACAUGUAAUGAUCGUGUCGUGCAUUGCAGUGAAAUAAACAUUGCUUCUGAAUAUUUCUUGAAAAUAUUGAUGAUUCCCCGGUGAUUCCUGUUGCGCAGAUUAGUAGUAUUGUGAAGGUGUCGUGAUCGUGUCGUGUUUUGCUGUAAAGUAGACGUUGCUUCUGAAUGUUUCCUGAAAACAUUUCGACUCUGGUGAUUCGUUGUUGCGCUGAUUAGUAGUAUUGUGAAGGUGUCUCGUGACUGUGUCGUGUUUUGCAGUGAAAUAGACGUUGCUUUUGAAUGUUUCUUGAAAAUAUUUCAACUUUCGGUGAUUGAUUCGUGCUGCUCAAACUGUUAGUGUUGUGAAAGUGUCGUGUUUUGCUGUGAAGUAGAAGUUGCUUCUGAAUGUUGCAGGCAAAUAAAUAAAUGGGUAAAUGUGUUGUUCGUUAAUUAGGAAAUCGUGCUGUUUGUUUUCUUGACGAAUUCCUCUCCUAGUGGUAUUGGCUUAGCAAGAAAUGAAGUCUAAAAUGACCAUAAUGGUAGCAUUAACCAAAGGACAAAACAUGUCAUUGCAUUUAUGGAACUAAUUGAAAUAUUUUACACCACUUUUUUUCAUAAAAAAUAGACCAAAGAUAAGGGCGAAAGAAAAGCUCUACAAUUAAACAUUCAGGACUCAUUUAUGUUUCAAUAAGACAUAUUUGUAUCGAUUUUUGUAUAUGUUUAAUAAAUGUAGCUCUGUUGCAAUAAGACAUAUUUGUACCGAUUUUUGUAUAUGUUUA
Argiope bruennichi is the source of this 3890-nucleotide messenger RNA. Its product is annotated as monocarboxylate transporter 10-like. Lineage: Eukaryota; Metazoa; Arthropoda; Arachnida; Araneae; Araneidae. Gene Ontology annotation, molecular function: monocarboxylic acid transmembrane transporter activity. The record is from RefSeq and is a predicted model, not a curated record. The transcript is spliced from 5 exons. Bases 1 to 2058 code for a protein of 685 amino acids. Gene Ontology annotation, biological process: transmembrane transport.